Molecule: messenger RNA, 7856 nt
Organism: Nomascus leucogenys (northern white-cheeked gibbon)
Lineage: Eukaryota; Metazoa; Chordata; Mammalia; Primates; Hylobatidae
Gene: CEMIP
Product: cell migration inducing hyaluronidase 1
Exons: 27
Coding region: 1051-5007 (1318 amino acids)
Source: RefSeq, a predicted model, not a curated record
AUAAAAUAAUAAAAUAACUUAAUUCUCUCUCAAUAAAAUGAGUCCAUCAUCUAGGGUAUUUUGGUUCUACACAGGGUCAGGGCCUAAGUUUUCUCUCUGCUUGCAUUGGCAUCCUCAGUGCAUGCAUGGCUCCUACUAUAUGGCCCAAGAUAGCUGCUGAAAAUCCAGCCAUCACAUCUUCCUUCCAGCUAGCAGGAAGGAGAAGGGAGAGAAGAAAGUCUCUCUGUCCUUCCUUUAAGAGAAUUUCCUGGAAUUCAAACACUACACUUCUGCUAUAUUGGCCAGAGCUGAAUUCCAAGGCCACAACUAAUGCAAGGGAGACUGAGGAAUGUAAUCUUUAUUCUAGGUAGCCAUGUGCCCAGAUAAAAACCAGGGAUUCUGUUACUGAGGAAGGAGAAGAAAACGAAUAUUGGGGACAAUUAGCUAUCUUUGCCACAUCUUCCUCCUAGAUAGAUAAGAAGAGGGCUUAUAACAUGUGGGCAUCUGUAUUUAUGUUUCCAAUAUUAUUAUCCAGGACUGGAUUAGAAGCAUAGACUGAUAAUGUAAAGGUUAGAAAUCAGCCAGUCCACACCCUCAUUUUAAAGGUUAGAAAACUGAGAUCCAGAGAGAUUAAACAGAUCAUCUGAGAUCACACAGCGAGUUGGUGGAAUCUAAUUCCCAGCUCAUGUUCAGUGGGAGUAUUUUUGUUCUGCUCUGUUUCUUAAGAAAAAAGCUUCAUUCUGGAGGGGAGGGAGUUUUGAGUGCCAAGGAUGAAAUUCCACCCAUCACUCGGUCUCUGAGCUGCAGGACACAGGCAGGACAACGGUAGGAUUUUCAUGCCCCAAUCUGCCCGGCCUUGAGUUGUGGCAGCUGGGGAAGCCACUGGUGAGGACGCCGCACUGGAGUGUGGGCUGGCUGGAGUGUGCCCAUUCUGGCACUGCCUGUCCCGUGUCUGUGCGUGUGCAUGUGGCUCUGUCUGUCUCCAUGUCGGCCCUGUAUACUGACUCCAGCCUGCCAAGGCUGCAUGUCUGACUCUGUGUGUGCUUCUCUUUCAGGGAGCACGCUGCCAGGAUGGGAGCUGCUGGGAGGCAGGACUUCUCCUUCAAGGCCAUGCUGACCGUCAGCUGGCUCACUCUGACCUACUUCCCUGGGGCCACAUCCACAGUGGCUGCUGGGUGCCCUGACCAGAGCCCUGAGUUGCAACCCUGGAACCCUGGCCAUGACCAAGACCGCCACGUGCAUAUUGGCCAGGGCAAGACACUGCUGCUCACCUCUUCUGCCACAGUCUAUUCCAUCCACAUCUCAGAGGGAGGCAAGCUAGUCAUUAAAGACCAUGAUGAGCCGAUUGUUUUGCGAACCCGGCACAUCCUGAUUGACAACGGAGGAGAGCUGCAUGCUGGGAGUGCCCUCUGCCCUUUCCAGGGCAAUUUCACCAUCAUUUUGUAUGGAAGGGCUGAUGAAGGUAUUCAGCCGGAUCCUUACUAUGGUCUGAAGUACAUUGGGGUUGGUAGAGGAGGCACUCUUGAGUUACAUGGACAGAAAAAGCUCUCCUGGACAUUUCUGAACAAGACCCUUCACCCAGGUGGCAUGGCAGAAGGAGGCUAUUUUUUUGAAAGGAGCUGGGGCCACCGUGGAGUUAUUGUUCAUGUCAUCGACCCCAAAUCAGGCACAGUCAUCCAUUCUGAUCGGUUUGACACCUAUAGAUCCAAGAAAGAGAGUGAACGUCUGGUCCAGUAUUUGAACGCGGUGCCCGAUGGCAGGAUCCUUUCUGUUGCAGUGAAUGAUGAAGGUUCUCGAAAUCUGGAUGACAUGGCCAGGAAGGCAAUGACCAAAUUGGGAAGCAAACACUUCCUGCACCUUGGAUUUAGACACCCUUGGAGUUUUCUAACUGUGAAAGGAAAUCCAUCUUCUUCAGUGGAAGACCAUAUUGAAUAUCAUGGACAUCGAGGCUCUGCUGCUGCCCGGGUAUUCAAAUUGUUCCAGACUGAGCAUGGCGAAUAUUUCAAUGUUUCUUUGUCCAGCGAGUGGGUUCAAGAUGUGGAGUGGACGGAGUGGUUCGAUCAUGAUAAAGUAUCUCAGACUAAAGGUGGGGAGAAAAUUUCAGACCUCUGGAAAGCUCACCCAGGAAAAAUCUGCAAUCGUCCCAUUGAUAUACAGGCCACUACAAUGGAUGGAGUUAACCUCAGCACCGAGGUUGUCUACAAAAAAGGCCAGGAUUAUAGGUUUGCUUGCUACGACCGGGGCAGAGCCUGCCGGAGCUACCGUGUGCGGUUCCUCUGUGGGAAGCCUGUGAGGCCCAAACUCACAGUCACCAUUGACACCAAUGUGAACAGCACCAUUCUGAACUUGGAGGAUAAUGUACAGUCAUGGAAACCUGGAGAUACCCUGGUCAUUGCCAGUACUGAUUACUCCAUGUACCAGGCAGAAGAGUUCCAGGUGCUUCCCUGCAGAUCCUGCGCCCCCAACCAGGUCAAAGUGGCAGGGAAACCAAUGUACCUGCACAUCGGGGAGGAGAUAGACGGCGUGGACAUGCGGGCAGAGGUUGGGCUUCUGAGCCGGAAUAUCAUAGUGAUGGGGGAGAUGGAGGACAAAUGCUACCCCUACAGAAACCACAUCUGCAAUUUCUUUGACUUCGAUACCUUUGGGGGCCACAUCAAGUUUGCUCUGGGAUUUAAGGCAGCACAUCUGGAGGGCAUGGAGCUGACGCAUAUGGGACAGCAGCUGAUGGGUCAGUACCCGAUUCACUUCCAUCUGGCCGGUGAUGUAGACGAAAGGGGAGGCUAUGACCCACCCACAUACAUCAGGGACCUCUCCAUCCAUCAUACAUUCUCUCGCUGCGUCACAGUCCAUGGCUCCAAUGGCUUGUUGAUCAAGGACGUUGUGGGCUAUAACUCUUUGGGCCAUUGCUUCUUCACGGAAGAUGGGCCAGAGGAACGCAACACUUUUGACCACUGUCUUGGCCUCCUUGUCAAGUCUGGAACCCUCCUCCCCUCGGACCGUGACAGCAAGAUGUGCAAGAUGAUCACAGAGGACUCCUAUCCGGGGUACAUCCCCAAGCCCAGGCAAGACUGCAAUGCUGUGUCCACCUUCUGGAUGGCCAAUCCCAACAACAACCUCAUCAACUGUGCCGCUGCAGGAUCUGAGGCUGGCAUGAUCAUAGACAACGGAGUCAAAACCACCGAGGCCUCUGCCAAGGACAAGCGGCCCUUCCUCUCGAUCAUCUCUGCCAGAUACAGCCCUCACCAGGACGCCGACCCGCUGAAGCCCCGGGAGCCGGCCAUCAUCAGACACUUCAUUGCCUACAAGAACCAGGACCACGGGGCCUGGCUGCGCGGCGGGGACGUGUGGCUGGACAGCUGCCGGUUUGCUGACAAUGGCAUUGGCCUGACCCUGGCCAGUGGUGGAACCUUCCCGUAUGAUGACGGCUCCAAGCAAGAGAUAAAGAACAGCUUGUUUGUUGGCGAGAGCGGCAACGUGGGGACGGAAAUGAUGGACAAUAGGAUCUGGGGCCCUGGCGGCUUGGACCAUAGUGGAAGGACCCUCCCUAUAGGCCAGAAUUUUCCAAUUAGAGGAAUUCAGUUUUAUGAUGGCCCCAUCAACAUCCAAAACUGCACUUUCCGAAAGUUUGUGGCCCUGGAGGGCCGGCACACCAGCGCCCUGGCCUUCCGCCUGAAUAAUGCCUGGCAGAGCUGCCCCCAUAACAACGUGACCGGCAUUGCCUUUGAGGACGUUCCGAUUACUUCCAGAGUGUUCUUCGGAGAGCCUGGGCCCUGGUUCAACCAGCUGGACAUGGAUGGGGAUAAGACAUCUGUGUUCCAUGACGUCGACGGCUCCGUGUCCGAGUACCCUGGCUCCUACCUCACAAAGAAUGACAACUGGCUGGUCCGGCACCCAGACUGCAUCAAUGUUCCCGACUGGAGAGGGGCCAUUUGCAGUGGGCGCUAUGCACAGAUGUACAUUCAAGCCUACAAGACCAGUAACCUGCGAAUGAAGAUCAUCAAGAAUGACUUCCCCAGCCACCCUCUCUACCUGGAGGGGGCGCUCACCAGAAGCACCCAUUACCAGCAAUACCAGCCUGUUGUCACCCUGCAGAAGGGCUACACCAUCCACUGGGACCAGACGGCCCCCGCCGAACUCGCCAUCUGGCUCAUCAACUUCAACAAGGGCGACUGGAUCCGAGUGGGGCUCUGCUACCCGCGAGGCACCACAUUCUCCAUCCUCUCGGAUGUUCACAAUCGCCUGCUGAAGCAAACGUCCAAGACGGGCGUCUUCGUGAGGACCCUGCAGAUGGACAAAGUGGAGCAGAGCUAUCCUGGCAGGAGCCACUACUACUGGGACGAGGACUCAGGGCUGUUGUUCCUGAAACUGAAAGCUCAGAACGAGAGGGAGAAGUUUGCUUUCUGCUCCAUGAAAGGCUGUGAGAGGAUAAAGAUUAAAGCUCUGAUCCCAAAGAACGCAGGCGUCAGUGACUGCACAGCCACAGCCUACCCCAAGUUCACCGAGAGGGCUGUCGUGGACGUGCCGAUGCCCAAGAAGCUCUUUGGUUCUCAGCUGAAAACAAAGGACCAUUUCUUGGAGGUGAAGAUGGAGAGUUCCAAGGAGCACUUCUUCCACCUCUGGAACGACUUUGCUUACAUUGAAGUGGAUGGGAAGAAGUAUCCCAGUUUGGAGGAUGGCAUCCAGGUGGUGGUGAUUGACGGGAACCAAGGGCGCGUGGUGAGCCACACGAGCUUCAGGAACUCCAUUCUGCAAGGCAUACCAUGGCAGCUUUUCAACUAUGUGGCGACCAUCCCUGACAAUUCCAUAGUGCUUAUGGCAUCAAAGGGAAGAUACGUCUCCAGAGGCCCAUGGACCAGAGUGCUGGAAAAGCUUGGGGCAGACAGGGGUAUCAAGUUGAAAGAGCAAAUGGCAUUCGUUGGCUUCAAAGGCAGCUUCCGGCCCAUCUGGGUGACACUGGACACUGAGGAUCACAAAGCCAAAAUCUUCCAAGUUGUGCCCAUCCCUGUGGUGAAGAAGAAGAAGUUGUGAGGACAGCUAACGCCUGGUGCCACCUCGUGGUAGACUAUGACGGUGACUCUUGGCAGCAGACCAGUGGGGGAUGGCUGGGUCCCCCAGCCCCUGCCAGCAGCUGCCUGGGAAGGCCGUGUUUCAGCCCUGAUGGGCCAAGGGAAGGAUAUCAGAGACCCUGGUGCUGCCACCUGCCCCUACUCAAGUGUUUACCUGGAGCCCCUGGGGUGGUGCUGGCCAAUGCUGGAAACAUUCACUUUCCUGCAGCCUCUUGGGUGCUUCUCUCCUAUCUGUGCCUCUUCAGUGGGGGUUUGGGGACCAUAUCAGGAGACCUGGGUUGUGCUGACAGCAAAGAUCUACUUUGGCAGGAGCCCUGACCCAGCUAGGAGGUAGCCUGGAGGGCUGGUCAUUCACAGAUCCCCAUGGUCUUCAGAAGACAAGUGAGGGUGGUAAAUGUAGGAAAAAGAGCCUUGGCCUUAAGGAAAUCUUUACUCCUGUAAGCAAGAGCCAACCUCAUAGGAUUAGGAGCUGGGGUAGAACUGGCUAUCCUUGGGGAAGAGGCAAGCCCUACCUCUGGCCGUGUCCACCUUUCAGGAGACUUUGAGUGGCAGGUUUGGACUUGGACUAGACGACUCUCAAAGGCCCUUUUAGUUCUGAGAUUCCAGAAAUCUGCAUUUCACAUGGUACCUGGAACCCAACAGUUCAUGGAUAUCCACUGAUAUCCAUGAUGCUGGGGGCCCCAGGGCACACGGGAUGGAAAGGUGAGAACUAAUGCCUAGCUCGAGGGGCCUGCAGUCCAGUAGGGCAGGCAGUCAGGUUCAUGUGCAUUGCAAUGCCAGGUGGAGAAAUCACAGGGAGGUAAAAUGGAGACCAGUGCCAUUUCAGAGGGGAGGGUCAGGAAGGCUUCUUGUUUACAGGAAUGAAGGCUGGGAGCAUUUUGCUGGGGGGAGAUAAGGCAGCCUCUGGAAUGGCUCAGGGAUUCAGCCCUCCCUGCCGCUGCCUGCUGAAGCUGGUGACUACGGGGUCGCCCUUUGCCCACGCCUCUCUGGCCCACUCAUGAUGGAGAAGUGUGGUCAGAGGGGAGCAAUGGGCUUCGCUGCUUAUGAGCACAGAGGAAUUCGGUCCCCAGGCAGCCCUGCCUCUGACUCCAAGAGGGUGGAGUGAAGUCCACAGAAGUGAGCUCCUGCCUUGGGGCCUCAUUUGCUCUUCAUCCAGGGAACUGAGCACAGGGGCCUCCAGGAGACCCUAGAUGUGCUCAUACUCCCUCGGCCUGGGAUUUCAGAGCUGGAAAUAACAGAAAAUAUAUAGUCCAAAGCCUUCAUUUUAACAGAUGGGGAAGUAAGCCCCCGAGAUGGGAAAGAACCACACAGCCAGGGGAGGGCCUGGGGAGCCCCACCCUAGCCCUUGCUGCCACACCACAUUGCCUCAACAACCGGCCCCAGAGUACCCAGGCACUUCUGAGGUAGCUUCUGGAAAUUGGGACAAGUCCCCUUGAAGGAAAGGAAUUGACUAGAGUAGAAUGACAGCUAGCCGCUCUCUUCCCUCCUGCUCCCAGCGCACACAAACCCGCCCUCCCCUUGGUGUUGGCGGUCCCUGUGGCCUUCAUUUUGUUCACUACCUGUCAGGCCAGCCUGGGUGCACAGUAGCUGCCAACUCCCCAUUGGUGCUACCUGGCUCUCCUGUCUCUGCAGCUCUAUAGAUGAGGCCCAGCAGAGGGAGGAGGGCCCGCCAUGUUUCUGGUGAGCCAAUUUGGCUGAUCUUGGGUGUCUGAACAGCUAUUGGGUCCACCCCAGUCCCUUUCAGCUGCUGCUUAAGGCCCUGCUCUCUCCCUGGCCUACCUUAGAGAGAGCCCGAAGAGCUCCUGUAAGAGGGAGAACUCUAUCUGUGGUUUAUAAUCUCGCACAAGGCACCAGGGUCUCCAUGGGUCUUGUGAUGAACUACGUUUAUCCCCUUUCCUGCCCCAACCACAAACUCUUUCCUUCAAAGAGGGCCUGCCUGGCUCCCUCCACCCAACUGCACCCAUGAGACUCGUCCAAGAGUCCAUUCCCCAGGUGGGAGCCAACUGCCAGGGAGGUCUUUCCCACCAAACAUCUUUCAGCUGCUGGGAGGUGACCACAGGGCUCUGCUUUUAAAGAUAUGGCUGCUUCAAAGGCCAGAGUCACAGGAAGGACUUCUUCCAGGGAGAUUAGCAGUGAUGGAGAGGAGAGUUAAAAUGACCUCAUGUCCUUCUUGUCCACGGUUUUGUUGAGUUUUCACUCUUUUAAUGCAAGGGUCUCACACUGUGAACCACUUAGGAUGUGAUCACUUUCUGGUGGCCAGGAAUGUUGAAUGUCUUUGGCUCAGUUCAUUUAAAAAAUAUAUCUAUUAUUUGAAAGUUCUCAGAGUUGUACAUAUGUUUCACAGUACAGGAUCUGUACAUAAAACUUUCUUUCCUAAACCAUUCACCAAGAGCCAAUAUCUAGGCAUUUUCUUGGUAGCACAAAUUUUCUUGUUGCUUAGAAAAUUGUCCUCCUUGUUAUUUCUGUUUGUAAGACUUAAGUGAGUUAGGUCUUUAAGGAAAGCAACGCUCCUCUGAAAUGCUUGUCUUUCUUCUGUUGCCGAAAUAGCUGGUCCUUUUUCGGGAGUUAGAUGUAUAGAGUGUUUGUAUGUAAACAUUUCUUGUAGGCAUCACCAUGAACAAAGAUAUAUUUUCUAUUUAUUUAUUAUAUGUGCACUUCAAGAAGUCACUGUCAGAGAAAUAAAGAAUUGUCUUAAAUGUCAUGAUUGGAGAUGUCCUUUGCAUUGCUUGGAAGGGGUGUACCUAGAGCCAAGGAAAUUGGCUCUGGUCUGGAAAAUUUUGCUGUAUUAUAGUAAACAUACAAAGGAUGUCA